GAGAUGGCUUCUCAACCAGGCAUUCUCACAGAUUGGCCAUGGAAGCCCCUUGGGAACUUCAAGUACCUAGUAUUGGCCCCAUGGGUUGCCCACAACAUUUAUUCUGUAGUGUUGAAUGAUUAUGUAGAAGAACCAUUUUACUAUUUGGUGCUCCCAUUUCUUUUGGCGAGAAUGCUUCACAACCAAAUAUGGAUUUCUCUUUCUCGUUAUCAAAUUGCCAAGGGCAACAACAGGAUUGUUGAUAAAGGCCUUGAAUUCGAUCAAGUUGACAGAGAAAGCAACUGGGAUGACCAGAUUUUGCUGCAUGGACUCUUGUUAUACAUAGGGUACAUGACAUUACCAGGGAAUAAUUCUCCCGUGCCUUUGUGGAGAACAGAUGGUGUGGUUCUCACAGCUUUAUUGCAUGCUGGUCCUGUGGAGUUUCUCUACUACUGGCUUCACAGAGCUCUUCAUCAUCAUUUUCUCUAUUCUCGCUACCAUUCUCACCAUCAUUCUUCUAUUGUCACUCAGCCUAUAACUUCUGUGAUUCAUCCGUUUGCUGAAAUUGUAGCAUAUUUUCUUCUAUUUGCAAUACCAAAUAUGAUAAUAAUAAUGUUCACAAGAACUACCUCUAUGGCCUCCAUUUUUGGUUACGCAUUUUAUAUCGAUUUCAUGAACAACUUGGGUCACUGCAACUUUGAGUUCUUCCCGAAGAAGCUCUUCUCUAUCUUUCCCUUCUUCAAGUAUCUCUGCUACACGCCAACGUUUCAUUCACUGCAUCACACCAAAUUCAGAACAAAUUACUCUCUUUUCAUGCCAAUAUAUGACUACGUUUAUGGCACUUGGGAUGAAUCCACAGAUGAUACUUACGAAGCAUCAUUGAAGAAAACAAAGGACUUGCCAGAUGUGGUUCACUUAACUCAUUUAACAACAUCAGAUUCCAUCUACCAUCUUCAAUUAGGCUUUGCUUCUUUGGCCUCAAACCCUCAAACACCAAAAUGGUACCUUUAUUUGAUGUGGCCCUUCACAUUUGUUUUUAAGCUAAUGGCUUGGAUCCUUGGUCGUACCUUUGUCUCAGAAAGGAAUAAUUUCGAAAAGCUCAAUUUGCAAACAUGGGUUGUAACAAGAUUUACUCAAGAAUAUCUCUUGAAAAGGAAGAGCAAAAGACUUAACAAGAUCAUAGAAGAGGCAGUUCUUGAGGCUGACUCAAUGGGCGUUAAAGUUCUUAGUCUAGGGCUUCUAAAUCAGAAAGAAGAGCUCAAUGCCUAUGGCCAAUUAUAUAUUCAAAAGUUUCCAAAACUAAGGGUAAAGGUUGUAGACGGAAGUAGCUUAGCUGCUGCCAUUGUUGUGAACAGCAUUCCCAAAGGGACGAAGCAGAUUCUUCUGCGGGGAAACUUUGAUAAGGUUUCUUUUGCUAUAGCCAACACUUUGUGUGAAGCAAAUGUUCGGGUGACUACGUUAUAUCAAGAUGAGUUAACAAAGCUUCAACUGGGACUCAACACAAAGCCUAGAGCACUUUCAACAGCUUCUUAUGAGAAGAAGAUAUGGUUGGUAGGAGAUGGAUGGGAUGAAGAUGAACAAAAGAAAGCACCAAAAGGAACAUUAUUCAUACCAUUUUCUCAAUUCCCUCCAAAACAAAUGCGAAAAGAUUGCUUGUACCACUAUACUCCGGCAAUGUUGGCUUCUCCUUCAAUCACAAAUAUGUAUUGUUGUGAGAAUUGGCUGCCAAGGAGGGCAAUGAGUGCUUGGCGUAUAGCAGGAAUAGUGCAUGCGUUGGAAGGAUGGAACGUACAUGAGUGUGGCUCUACCACUUUCAGUAUCACUCAAGUUUGGGAUGCAUGUAUUCGUCAUGGUUUCAAACCUUUGGACGCUCCUCUUUGA
Messenger RNA from Neltuma alba, 1860 nucleotides. RefSeq names its product very-long-chain aldehyde decarbonylase CER1-like. Bases 4 to 1860 code for a protein of 618 amino acids. Gene Ontology annotation, biological process: lipid biosynthetic process. The transcript is spliced from 10 exons. Gene Ontology annotation, molecular function: iron ion binding; oxidoreductase activity. NCBI's taxonomy places the organism in Eukaryota, Viridiplantae, Streptophyta, Magnoliopsida, Fabales, Fabaceae. The record is from RefSeq and is a predicted model, not a curated record.